AUGUACGGACUUAAGCAACUGGCUCUGUUGAGCUUUAUGCUCCUAUCGGUUUCUGCCACUCAGGAUACAACUCGGACAAUGGUUGGCAUUGAAACCACCGAAACCAGCAAGGCUAUGGAUGUCCUCUUGGAUGAUUGUCACGAAGUAGAACAAGAUGAGGUUCUCACCAUCUCGGUCAAAAAGUACUGUCGCGUUUUCACUGGUCCCGAGUGCACUGGUCGAAACUCACUGCUUCCCCCCGGCGACCAUUCGAACACCGAUCCAGUACCUAUCGAGUCCAUUUAUUGCCAUGCAAAGCGUCCCUACUAG
Penicillium verhagenii is the source of this 309-nucleotide messenger RNA. RefSeq lists its product as uncharacterized. The transcript has 4 exons. The record is from RefSeq and is a predicted model, not a curated record. Lineage: Eukaryota; Fungi; Ascomycota; Eurotiomycetes; Eurotiales; Aspergillaceae. The coding region runs from base 1 to 309 and encodes 102 amino acids.